Molecule: messenger RNA, 1704 nt
Organism: Magnusiomyces paraingens
Lineage: Eukaryota; Fungi; Ascomycota; Dipodascomycetes; Dipodascales; Dipodascaceae
Exons: 2
Coding region: 1-1704 (567 amino acids)
Biological process (GO): lipid metabolic process
Source: RefSeq, a predicted model, not a curated record
AUGAAUGCAACAAAAUGGGCCACGCUUUCCCAAUUCGCUAAACACCUAGAUGAAAUUGGUUUAUGUAGGGUUGAAGAAACAGAGAAAGACGGUUUGUGUAUUGCAUGGAUUGACAAUUCACCUAGAGCUUUAGAAAUAAAGAAUACUCUAAGUAAAAAGAAAGAUGACGAAUCUGAAGACAAUGUUCAAGAGCACAUUCUACAAAAGCAAAUUUCCGCUGCAAUUAAACAAAAAGCAAUACUAUCCAAAGGCACAACACCUUCUACAAAGCCUAUUAAUAUGGCAGAAGACUACAUUUUGGAAUGUGAACAAUGCCUUCAAACCUUACUUGAAUAUGGAAAACAGGGCAUUUUGGCAGACCUUCAAAUACUUGAUACUUUAGUUCAAACACGUAAGAAUUUUGGCCGAACAGCCCUCGUUCUUUCUGGUGGAAGUAUCUUAGGACUAAUUCAUGUCGGUGUCAUGAGGGAGCUUCUUCACAAUAACCUUUUACCUCGUAUUGUUUCUGGUUCAUCGGCGGGGUCUAUAUUUGCUAGUAUUUUGUGCAUUCAUCUUGAUCAUGAAAUUGACGAACUUUUUGAUACUUUAAUUGAGGAAAAAUUCGAUAUUUUUGAAGAGACUGGGAAAGAAGAAACUAUCAAUGUCAGAUUUGCCAGAUUUUUAAAGUAUGGUACUGUUCUUGAUAAUAAAUAUCUAGCAAAUACUCUCCAGGGGUUAUUAGGAAAUAUUACAUUCCAAGAAGCUUAUAACAGAACACGAAAAAUUCUUAAUGUUACUGUUUCACCAGCUAGUAUUUAUGAAUCAGCCCGAAUUUUAAAUUAUUUAACUUCACCAAAUGUAUUAAUAUGGUCUGCAGUUUGUGCAAGCUGUUCAGUUCCAUUUGUUUUUCCUUCUUACGUUCUUUUAUCAAAAGAUUAUACUACUGGUGAUAUACGCCAAUGGAGUCCAUCUCCUUUAAAAUACAUUGACGGUUCAGUAGAUAAUGAUAUUCCUUUAGCUCGUCUUUCUGAGCUAUUCAAUGUUAAUCAUUUUAUUGCUUGCCAGGUUAACCCACAUGUUGCACCAAUAAUGAAAGCUACCACACUAUUAAAGUCUGUUGUGGAAAAUAUGAAAGAAAGCAAUAGUUUUUUUCAUGAAAUUCUCAUAACAAUGACUAAGGCUCAGAAUUAUAUGACUGAUGAAAUUUCUCAUUUUUUACUUGUAACUCAUGAAUUAGGAUUAUUUCAAAACCUUUCAUCUAAACUUAGGGCAGUCAUUUCUCAACAAUAUGCAGGUGAUAUAACGAUUCUUCCUGAAAUCAGCCUUGGUGAUUUAAAAGAUUUAUUCAAAAAUCCUACCAAAGAAAAAUUUCUUGAAGCCCAUCUUAGAGGACAAAGGGCUUUGUGGCCCAAAAUGUCUUUAAUACGAAAUCGUUGCGCGAUUGAACUAGCUUUAGAUAAAUCAAUUCAUGAAUUAAGAAAAAGGAUGCUGCCUUUAGAAAAUAAUUACAUUUCUCAACUUGGAAGAAAAAACUUUUACUCUACCGCAAACCUUAAAGCAAUUGAACAUGAAUUAACAGAAUCUAAAGAAAUUAUGAGACAUUCAAAGUUGAAAUCGAGCUUAAAACCAGAAAAGGGAAUUGAUAAAAAAUAUCACUAUCGACACAAAUCUGAAGGUACUCAUCCAUACUCUUUAUCUAUAGUUAUGAACAGAGGAAAAAUUUAA